Molecule: messenger RNA, 2427 nt
Organism: Balaenoptera musculus (blue whale)
Lineage: Eukaryota; Metazoa; Chordata; Mammalia; Artiodactyla; Balaenopteridae
Gene: SLC25A41
Product: solute carrier family 25 member 41
Biological process (GO): transmembrane transport
Molecular function (GO): ATP transmembrane transporter activity
Source: RefSeq, a predicted model, not a curated record
UGCACUGGUCCAUGUGAGCGACGAUGGGGCUGGACCAAGGUGGUGGCCACAUACAUGGUAAGAAGCAGCCAAAUUCUGGAUAUACUUUGAAGGUUAAGCCCACAGGAUUUAGUGACAGACUGUGUGUAAGAGAGAAAGGGAGGAAUCAAGGAUGACAUCGAGGGUUUUGAUCAAACAACUUUGAGGAUGGAGAUGCUCCCAACAAAGACUCUCAUUGGAUCCUAUGACAACGCUAUUUGGUAGAUUUACUCAUUACUUCCAAUUUCCAGCUGGGGAAACUGAAGCUCAGAAAGGUAAAGCAGGUACCCCAAGGUCACACAGCAAGAAGCGUCUGAGAUGGGAUUCAAACUCAGGUCCAUCUGACUCCAAACCUAUGCCUGUCUUACUUCGGGGACUAACUGUGUCUCUCUCUCCCAGAGCUCCAGAGCCUUCCCAUUCUCCCCCACUUCCAUCUCCUCUUGCCAUGACAACGAAACAUAGUGUGUUAGUUUCCUAUGGCUGCUGUAACAAAGGACCACAAACUUGGUGGCUUAAAAUAUUAUCGUGGAGGUCAGAAGCCUGACACAGAUCUCACUGGGCUAAAAUCUAGCUGUCAGCAGGGCUGGCUCCUUCUGGAAGCUCCAGGGGAGAAUCUGAUAACUGGCCUUUUCCAGCUUCUAAAGGCCACCUGCAUUCCAUGGCUCGUGGCCCCCUCCUCCAUCCUCAAAGCCAGCACUGGCCAGUGGAAUCUUUCUCACAACCAGUCCCUCUAACACGGAUGGUUCUGCCUCCCUCUUCCCUGUUGAAGGACUCAUGAGAUUACAUUGAGACCCUGUGGUUAAUCCAGAACAACGUUUCCAUCUCCCCAUCAGCUGGUUAGGAACCUGAAUUCUAUCUGCAAAUUUAAUCCACCCCCUACCCCUUGCCGUGUAACGUAACACGUUCACAUGUUUAGAGGGAUUGGGAUGUGGACCUUUGGUGGGCGGGGAGGCACUCACUCUGUCUCAUAUGCAGUGAGCUCACAAGGGCCUCUGUGACCUCACCAUCCCCUGGGACCCAAAUUUACAAGAUGCCCCUCCCACAUGGUUGCUGGAUGGGCAAACUACUCACCAAGGAUUUGAGCCUAAGUGUCCUGACCCUCCAGCUGCCAUGGGAGCCCAACCUGAGGAAGGUCAGAAGCCUUGCUCGAGGGUCCAGACCCUGUUUAAGAGGGUCAAGUCCUUACUCACCAACCCACCCCCCUCCUUGAACCUGGGCUGUACCCAUGUAUAUGGGUACAUGUUUGGGCAUGUGCCUGAAAGCAAACUGGAGCAUCUCCCAACACAGCAGCUGACCGGGUCUGUCCUGCAGGUGCUGCACACUGGAGAGCAGCUGAUGGUCCCCAUGGCUGUCCUGGAGGUAGAUAAUGAGGGAGCCUUGUGGAAGUUUCUCCUCUCGGGAGCCAUGGCUGGGGCGCUGUCUCACACAGGCACGGGCCCUCUGGACUGUGCCAAGGUAUACAUGCGGGUCUACUCCUCCAAGACAAAUUUCAUGAAUUUGCUGGGAGGUAUACGGAGCAUGGUCCAGGAGUGGGGUGUCUGCUUGCUAUGGAGAGGCAAUGGUAUCAACGUACUCAAGAUCGCCCCGGAGUACGCCAUCAAGUUCUCUGUCUUUGAACAGUGUAAGAAUUACUUCUGCGGAGUGCAUGAGUCCCCACCCUUUCAGGAACGACUCCUUGCCAGCUCCCUGGCUGUGGCCACUUCCCAGACGCUCAUCAACCCCAUGGAGGUGCUGAAGACACGGCUGACUCUGUGCCGGACUGGCCAGUACAAGGGGCUGCUGGACUGCGCCAGGCAUAUCGUGGAGCAGAAGGGCACCCGCGUCCUUUACCGCGGCUACCUGCCCAACAUGCUUGGCCUCAUUCCCUACGCCUGCACCGACCUGGCUGUCUACGAGAUGCUCAGGUGUCUCUGGCUGAAGUCAGGCAGGGACAUGGAUGACCCCAGUGGCCUGGUCAGUCUGUCGUCCGUGACAGUGUCCACAACCUGUGGCCAGAGGGCCAGUUACCCACUGACUUCGGUGCCCACCAGGAUGCAAGCCCAAGACACUGUGGAGGGUUCAAACCUCACCAUGCGUGGAGUCUUCCGGCAGAUCCUGGCCCAGCAGCGCUGCCCGGGGCUGUACCGAGGCAUGACCUCCACGUUACUGAAGGUGUUGCCAGCAGGUGGCAUCAGCUACAUGGUGUACGAAGCCAUGAAGAAGACCCUGGGCAUAUAAGCAGUGAACUAGGCAUACCCUGGGCAGAAAUGGACAGGAGGAUCCAGUGUCCCCUGGCCCCAAAGAACCCUCCAGGCUUGGGACCCAGGGUGGUUUUUGUCAGAAGCAGGCUGGGGGCCUGGGUCAGAAGAUUCCUGGAGUGACUUCCCUGGUGGCUCAGAGUUUAAGAAUCCACCUGCCAGUGCAGGGGAC